Petromyzon marinus (sea lamprey) is the source of this 2897-nucleotide messenger RNA. Its product is annotated as eukaryotic translation initiation factor 4E-like. The record is from RefSeq and is a predicted model, not a curated record. Gene Ontology annotation, cellular component: cytoplasm; eukaryotic translation initiation factor 4F complex. Gene Ontology annotation, biological process: translational initiation. Lineage: Eukaryota; Metazoa; Chordata; Hyperoartia; Petromyzontiformes; Petromyzontidae. Gene Ontology annotation, molecular function: RNA 7-methylguanosine cap binding; translation initiation factor activity.
AGACACGUGGACUCCGGAGUUGCAGGGACUCGAGAGAUACGGAGAUAGAGGAGCACAAAUACAGAGUCUCGGGGAUCCGAAGUCUGAUAGAUCCUCUGAGAUACAGUCCUCACGAACCCACAGGCACGGAUACUCGUAUAUACAGCGACUGGCAGAUAUACAGAUGUUGUGAAACAGGGAUUCAGGGACUCUGAGAUCGAGGAACUCAGCGGAGCAAAAAUACUCCGACAUAGAUACUCAGAGAUUCAUGGAUAAAGCAACUUGGUAACAACUCGGAGAUUUAAGGAUACGGAGAUGCAUUCAUUACUCAAGGAGCCGUAUGCUCAGACACUCGUUCACAGGGACUCGGCGAGUACCUGCACGUAUAAAUCCUCGGGGCUGGAUGUCCCGGCUGAGCCGGAAGUCACUGAAAUAGCAGUGGCUUCGGCAUCGGAUGGGGAGGAGAGCCAGGAGGACAGCACUGGCCAGGAGUUGGUCUUGCCAGAAACGGAGAUGAAACACCCGCUUGAGAACCGGUGGGCGUUAUGGUUUUUCAAAAACGACAAAACGAAAAGUUGGCAGGCGAACUUGCGCCUCAUCUCCAAGGUGGACACGGUGGAGGACUUCUGGGCGCUGUACAACCACAUUCAGGUGGCGAGCCACCUGAUGUCAGGCUGCGAUUACUCCCUCUUCAAGGAUGGGAUAGAGCCCAUGUGGGAGGACGAGCAGAACAAGCGCGGGGGCCGGUGGCUCGUCACGCUUAGCAAGGGCCAGCGCCACUCGGACCUCGACCGCUUCUGGCUAGAGACGCUCCUCUGUCUGAUCGGCGAGGCGUUUGACGACCACAGCGAUAACAUAUGCGGCGCCGUGGUGAACAUCCGCGGCAAAGGAGACAAGGUCGCGGUGUGGACGCGCGACUGUGAGAACCGCGAGGGCAUCAUGACCAUCGGGAAGGUCUACAAGGAGCGGCUGGGGCUGUCUGGCAAGAUGCACCUGGGUUACGAGUCCCACUCAGACACGGCCACCAAGAGCGGCUCCACCACUAAAAGCAUGUUCACCGUGUGAGCCCCAUGGAGCCACAUGGAGCCUGCCACACACCCCACGGUGGGGGCCUUGGGGCGGAGCGCCGGAAUGGACUCGGCCACGGAUCCAGUCACGUUAGGGGGGCGAGGUGGCUGCGGUGGGGGGGACGCGGGGGGGGGGUGGAGAGGAUCUGUGGGAUGUCACGGCUUGGGCUCACGAGUACCCUGCGCUUUGGGAGACGGGGAAUGGGCGGAGUUGGGGACGGGUAUGGGUGGGUGGCCAUUGGUGGGUAGAGGGAAGAAGUCACUCUGCCUGGCGACGGGAUAUUAGGGGGAGACGGCUGGAUGUCCCCCGAAGCGUUUUAGCAUUAUUUGGACGAGGGUUUUUGUUUUUCCCUGCGUGGAGGAGAUUGCCGUGAGGCAAGACGGUGCAAGCAGCAUCGGAGGGGGCAGGGGAAGAGGGGGACAGGUUAGUCGCAUGACCUUGCGGGGGUCGUGAGACGUGUGGCUCUGCCCCCCCAACCCCCACCAUCCCACACCCCCACGACUUCUGUUAAUUUUACGGUAAUUUUUAUUUAAUAGAUUUCUUUAACAAUCGCAGAUAGUGGUUUUGAAUUGGCAGCAGGUGUGAAGCGAGUCCGACGUGAUUUUGUCGGAAUGGCUGCUGCUGCGUGGGCCCCAAGGGGCCGCGGAUCUCUCCGGGUUUGGUUUUUAGUGUCACCGGGAGGCACCGUCGCUAGUUUAGACCAAGCUGAGGUGGCGCACCAGGACCGGUGCCACGCGUGCCGAUGGGUGCCAUGCGUGGAAACGUCACCCACCCACCUUGCAUUAUUCGCAUGAAAAAACUAAAAUAGAUAAAAAAAACUAAAUGAGGGUGCGAGACCUCUGGAGUGCGCGUGAUAUACCGAGAGGUUUGUCCACACACACAUGGGGCCUGUCCACCCAGCGGUCGGGAAUGAGGGCUGGUGUGUGAUGUAAUCAGUGUGGUUGAGUGUAGGCCGGUGUGGUCGGUGCGAUUGCUGUGGCCAAAAACGGAAUGGUGUGGUUAGCGUGUCCUGUUGAUUCUAGUGCAUUGGUUUUAUGUGGCUGGUUGGGAGUGGCUGCUGCCUGUUGUGUUUGCUGUGGUCAUAUUUCCCAGUUGGCCAGGCUGGUGGUGGCAGCGGCGGCGGUGGUGGUGGUGGUGGUGCCGGCGAUCCGUCAUGUGACUGUUGUGGCCGCGACCCACCACCCACCCUCUUGGCGGCCCACACUAAGCCACCGCCAGCCUGGCCCAGGCCGGCCACCGCGUGCCCCGCCAGGGUGCAGCCACGUCUGGGGCAGUGCCACCGCCGCUGCCACGUGUAUGUGCCGUGCACAAAUUUACGGUGGGGGGGUGAGGGAUGCCUCGCCAGCGUCGACGCACGGUCAGGAGUGUUCAAAAUCUCCGCGUUACGGAUCUCGCCGUAGCCCGAUCAAAUGCACCUUACCGAGACUCUCUUAACUGCAGCAACGGUGCGGAGUGUUAGGACGGGGUGGGGGGGGGGGGACCGGGCUUGCGAAGGGUCAUAUUUAUAUUCCAGAAAAAAAAGAGCAUCACCUGUCCCUUCUCAGCCUGUCUUCCCCUUUAGGGUGAGCAGUGGUGGCCUUUAACUGGGCAGGAGUCGCGUAUCCCUAGCAGGGAGACGCCUCUGCCGGGGCUAGUGUUGGGGGGGUCCGCAGCCUCUCAUUGUUGUGACCCCUGACCAAGGGUUGGGUAUCGGUGCGAGAGUGGUGCCAUCGCGGUUGGGACAGCGGCAGCGCUGGGCCCGGUUGACGUCUCACAGUCGCAUUGACUGCAUCAUGCGAGCGAGUGAAUAGCAAAACUAGAAACGCGCUUAUAUUUUACCGGAGACGAAUUAAACACAAAACUAUAUUGAA